This is a messenger RNA of Dentiscutata erythropus, 204 nucleotides long. The record is from the annotation of a GenBank genome assembly. NCBI's taxonomy places the organism in Eukaryota, Fungi, Glomeromycota, Glomeromycetes, Diversisporales, Gigasporaceae.
GGUGAUAUGUUAAGUUUUUUUAAUCUUUCAUCGUGUUGUCUUGAUAGUGUAUCGGGAAAUGUAUUUUCAAAGGCUCUUUACAAAAAUAUCGGAAAUAAUAAGAAUGAUUAUAAGGGUCGCGGUAGUAAUGUAAAUGAUCUUGGAUGUGAUGUAAGGGUGCGAAAUGCUAGAGUGAAAGAAGAUUUCCAGAUCAACGAGAAUUGA